AUGCGGACACCAAUCAAGUUUGCCCUCUUUGCGAUUCCAAAGCGAUUACCGCCAGCAGUUCCAGCAACGUGCGUGCCUGUGAAAUCGUCGUAUCCAUCAGAACCAAGCUAUCCGAGGGAGAACGGCGGGAAAGGGAGUCGUACCGUGACCAUAGACCUAUUCCCGAAAGAAG
Molecule: messenger RNA, 172 nt
Organism: Acaulospora colombiana
Lineage: Eukaryota; Fungi; Glomeromycota; Glomeromycetes; Diversisporales; Acaulosporaceae
Source: the annotation of a GenBank genome assembly